AUGGGAAAUCUGAGCCAUCCAUCUGAGUUCAUACUACUGGGAUUCUCAACAUUUGGCAAGCUGCAGGUUCUGCUCUAUGGACCCUUCCUGGUGCUUUAUCUUCUGGCUCUUUUAGGAAAUAUUCUCAUCAUUGCAAUGGUCCUGGCUGAUGCCCAUUUGCAUACCCCCAUGUACUUCUUCCUGGGAAAUUUUGCUCUAUUAGACAUCUUGGUAACCAUAACUGUAGUGCCCAAGAUGCUUUCAGACCUCCUUGUCUCCACUAAGACAAUUUCUUUUACCUCCUGUAUGGUCCAAUUCUAUUUCUACUUCUCCUUUGGCUCUACCACCUCCCUCAUCCUGGCAGACAUGGCUCUGGAUCGCUUUGUGGCUAUCUGCCACCCUCUACGCUACAGCACUCUUAUGAGUUGGACAGUAUGUUUCUCUCUAGCAGGAACAGCCUGGGCAGCACCCUUUCUGGCCAUGGUGCCCACUGUUCUUUCACUGAUACAGAUUUCCUUUUGCCAUAACAACAUCAUUAACCAUUUCUUCUGUGACAAUGCUCCCCUGCUACAGCUAGCCUGCUCAGAUACAUCCCUCCUAGAAUUCUGGGACUUCAUAUUGUCAUUGGCUUUUGUCCUCAGCUCUUUCCUGAUCACCCUUAUCUCUUAUGCCUAUAUUGUGACCACUGUGUUACGUAUUCCUUCUGCAAGUGGCCGCCAAAAGGCCUUCUCUACCUGUAGUUCUCACCUCACUCUGGUCUUCAUUGGCUUUGGCAGCACAAUCUUUGUCUACGUUCAACCUGGCAAGGCUCACUCUGUGGAAACAAACAAGUUUGUCGUCUUAGUCACAAAUAUUCUGACCCCUGUCCUCAAUCCCUUAAUCUUCACUUUCCGCAAUGAGACCGUCAAGGCAGUUAUCUGGAGACAGAUGCAGAAGCUGAAAAAUCUGAAGAAUUCAAAAUGA
Monodelphis domestica (gray short-tailed opossum) is the source of this 942-nucleotide messenger RNA. RefSeq names its product olfactory receptor 6V1-like. Gene Ontology annotation, molecular function: G protein-coupled receptor activity; olfactory receptor activity. Gene Ontology annotation, biological process: G protein-coupled receptor signaling pathway. Gene Ontology annotation, cellular component: membrane. The record is from RefSeq and is a predicted model, not a curated record. Lineage: Eukaryota; Metazoa; Chordata; Mammalia; Didelphimorphia; Didelphidae.